GGGGACGCGGCAUCAGCUGAUUUGCCAGAAGACGCGAGGCCGUGAGAGAGGGAACACGUCUUCGCCAAUUCCUCCUCAAUUACUGUGACAAUGGCGUUUAAAUCGUGUUUUUUUCUGCUGGUGGUGUCCCUGGGUUUGUCUCGAGGUGGGAAGAACAUUGAGGAAGAUCAGUAUGGUGUGAGAUAUGCCACGGAUUGUGAAGUUUGUAAGCUGGUGAUGAAGGAGCUCGGGGAAAAGUUGCAGGCAAAGGACUCCUCGGGUGUCAUCGAGACGGGAUAUAACAUCGAUGCGUCCAAGAAGAAGACCAAAUACAAUAAGUCCAAUAAGGGGGUGAAGGUUGACUUAGGUAUCCCAAUGGAGUUAUGGGAUGAGCCGUCAGCGGAAGUGACUCAUCUUAAGACCCAGUGUGAACAAUUUAUUGAAGAUCACGAAGAUGCUAUAAGCAGUUGGUACUUUGGCGAUCAGACUAAAUCUCUCCAGGCAACCGUUUGUAAGAAGACCCUCAAGGAAAAGAAGUGUCUUUCUGAACCUUAUGGUGAGGACAUCACUGCUGAGGAACAAGCCAGGGAAGAAAUGGGAAAUAAAAAGAAGCAGAAAGGGGACAGAAGCAAGACGAGGAAAAAUGAGCUGUAGUUCUUUUUAUCAAUUCUUUUUUUAGGUCACAAUAAAUCUAUUUUAGAAUUCAGAAGUCAUUUUUUUAAGAGUCAUCCUCGAGUGAUCUUCAUUUUGAUAUUUAUGUUUCAGUUUUAAGUAUUUAAGAUGAUCAUGUUAAGGGCAUAUACAGUCAUGUUGGAGUAGAUUUGAUAUGGUCUUGAAAGGAAUAAAAUAAAAAUAGCUCUGCAAGUACAGAUUUAGCAUAAUAAACCUUUAGUUAAUACAUUUUAAAGAAUAUAUUUUGUGAUUUUAUGGUGUAUCUAUAUUUCUGAUGUAAUGAAGCAAGAUUUUUAUUAUGAUAUGGUCACAUAAAUCACCCUCUUGUGUCAAUAUUUAGUCUUUGAUUACAAGAUCACCUGAAAUCCUCUUUGACUAGCAACCACCUCCUAAGCUGGUGUUCUGGCAUGAGAUAGGAGGUUACCCAUGUCUGAUCCAGCAUCUAGUGUAUUGAAGGGAUCAGACAAAGGGAAAUUCCAGCUUAUUGUGAUAUCACUGUGGGAUCGUCCUCAGAUGCAAGCGGUCAGUUUAGAUUUUAAUACUGACUAUUAUUUUCUUCAUAUUUCUGCACAUUGGAUGUUGUUGUAAAUUGGGAUCUUGAGAAAUUACCAGAGUACAAGAAGUGAAUAUGAGUCUGCAAUGGAGAAUUUUUCUGUACAAGGGAAAUCCUGAAUUAAGACAUUCCUUAUUCAGAGUCUGAUGUGCACUGUGACAAGGCUUAGAUAUUAUUAAAUGACUGAGUUACAUACCCCAA
Penaeus monodon (black tiger shrimp) is the source of this 1405-nucleotide messenger RNA. It is a transcript of the gene CNPYb, whose product is annotated as protein canopy 4-like. Gene Ontology annotation, cellular component: endomembrane system. NCBI's taxonomy places the organism in Eukaryota, Metazoa, Arthropoda, Malacostraca, Decapoda, Penaeidae. Gene Ontology annotation, molecular function: signaling receptor binding. The record is from RefSeq and is a predicted model, not a curated record.